UCACUUUCUUCUCUCUCUCUAUAAUCUAAGACCCUCUCCCUCUCUGAGUGAAAAUGAAGUAUUCUUCUUCUUCUUCUUCUUCUUCUUCUUCUUCUGGAGGGAAGAGUCCAUUAACACUUCAGAGGACCACCCCCAAAAUAGUUGUCCUAUUAACCCUCACUUUCAUCCUCCUCACCAUCCUCUCCCUUUAUUUUCCCUUCCUCUGGCAGCAUAAAGGAGCACCCUCCUCCUCCAAGAACUCGUCACCAUUAUCAUCCCCCUCCUCCUCGGACAUAGUCGAAAAGACGGGCAGUGCCACGACCUCCUCGUCGUCGACAUGUGACAUUUUCAUGGGGGAGUGGGUUCCAAACCCAAGGGGACCCUACUACACGAACAAGACGUGCUGGGCGAUCCACGAGCACCAGAACUGCAUGAAGUACGGGAGACCCGACAACGAGUUCAUGAAGUGGAGGUGGAAGCCCGACGGAUGUGAGCUUCCCAUAUUUAAUCCAGCUCAGUUCCUCGAGAUUGUUCGGGGAAAGUCUAUGGCAUUUGUCGGAGACUCCGUCGCAAGGAACCAAAUGCAGUCCAUGAUUUGCCUCAUCUCCAGGAUUGAAUACCCAAUCGAUGUUUCGUAUACGAAGGACGAGAGAUUCAAACGUUGGAGAUACACAACGUACAACUUCACUCUUGCCAGCUUCUGGACUCCCCAUCUGGUGAAAUCCGCGGAGACGGACUCGAAUGGCCCCACUCACACUGGGCUAUUCAGCCUCUACCUCGAUGAGACCGACGAGAACUGGACGUCCCAGAUCGAAGAAUUCGACUACUUGAUCGUUUCUGCCGGGCACUGGUUCUUCCGUCCAUUAGUAUUCCAUGAAUACCGAAAUGUAGUUGGCUGCCACUAUUGCUUGCUCCCGAACGUUACCGACAUGACGUUGUUUUACGGAUAUCGGAAGGCGCUUAGGACGGCUUUUGGGGCCAUAAAUGGCUUGAAGAACUAUAAGGGUAUAACCUACCUUAGGACGUAUGCCCCGUCCCACUUUGAGAACGGGAUGUGGAACCAAGGCGGGAACUGUGCAAGGACAAGGCCGUUCAGGAGCAACGAGACGGCCUUGGAGGGCGCGAACCUUGAGGCUUACAUGAUCCAGGUGGAAGAAUUCAGGAGGGCCGAGGCAGAAGGACGGCGGAAGGGGCUCAAGUACCGGCUCCUCGACACCACCCAGGCGAUGCUGCUCCGGCCAGACGGGCACCCGAGCAGGUACGGGCACUGGCCCCAUGAGAACGUCACACUCUACAACGACUGCGUGCAUUGGUGCCUGCCCGGGCCCAUCGAUGCAUGGAGCGACUUCCUGCUGGAGAUGCUGAAGAUGGAGGGCAGGAGAUCGCGGCAGGAGAAGCUUAUCUACAGCGACCGGAGACUGAGGGCAAGGUAGUAGGUUUCAUAGGGCUGCAGUAAAUUAUCGAGUCACUCUAUUGUAAUUUUAUCCUCCCGAUUGGUAUUUAGCUCAUCAUCAUAAAUAAUGUGUGUGAUUUAUUAAUGCAAUUUGCAAGAAGAAAGAAUGUAUUUUGUCGAAAUUAAUGAGCAUGCUUGGUGGAAAUGCGCUGGGCUCAACUACUAAGGAUAGCAGAAAGCCCACUGGCUUUGGCCCA
Punica granatum (pomegranate) is the source of this 1629-nucleotide messenger RNA. Lineage: Eukaryota; Viridiplantae; Streptophyta; Magnoliopsida; Myrtales; Lythraceae. The record is from RefSeq and is a predicted model, not a curated record.